CAACGUCCACACCUGCUCUGACCGCGGAGGAAUGGGGGAGGUCGCAGGGCAAGUUGGUGCCCCGCCCGGAUCCCUUUGGCAUUAGCCAGUAUCAGUAGUAGCAGAAGCAGCAGCAGCGCCGUCCGGCUGAAUUUGAGUCCCGCGUAAAGCAGCAGCAGCAGCAAGAGCGGCAGCAAUGCAGACCGGAUCCCACGACAUCUCUGGACUCAGCCACAAGCCAUCGCUGCCGCUGGGCUCCCUGCUGUUCCGCCGGCUCGAUGGGCUGCUCAUUGUUGGAGAGCUGGUGUGUGGGGCCCUCGUGUGGUUCCUGGAGGCGGGCACCAACCUGCCGAUUCCCACAUACCAGGGCUGGGUGAUGUUCGUGGCCGUGACAUUCUUCAUUCUCACCUUCAUCCAGUUCGUCAUUUACCUCUCCCACAUGCCCGAGCGCAACAUCGACGCCUGGAAGAUGGCCGAUAUCCUGUACAACUCAGUGGCGUUUGGCAUGUACCUCAGCGCGUCAGUCUUGCUGGCAAACUUGCUGGCCACCUCAUUUCCAGGGAAUUCUUUCUACGGUCUCAACGUGGCUGCUGUGAUCUUUGCCUUCUUAACGACGUUGUUCUAUGGAAUGAGCAUUGUCUUCGGCAUCCGGAGAGGAAAGUUUGAAUGAACAAGAUCGAUGUGGCACUGUGCACACCUAAGGAGACGGUUGUUGUCGUGGUCUUUUCAAAGUUGUUUCGAACGUUUUAGUGUUUCACCAAAACCCCAAGUGUAUAUUUAUCUGCACUGGUUGAAGCAGGACACGUUUUAGCCUUAGCUCUAGAAUUUGCAAUUGUCUAAACUCGUUUAUAUGUUACCAGCCGCUUUAAAUAUGAAUGCCGGAACCCACGAAACGUGCAGUGGGAAGGCUCCUCGUGCGUCACGGAUUAAAGGGUCGUGGGGAUGAGUCCAUCAGCACAGCCACCCACACACAUCGCUCUUGGUGAUUGGAUUCCCCGAAUUCAUGACAUGGUGUAAUAAAACAAGAAUGGUAAUAAAAUGUGGAUUUACUCGUCUUUAAUAAAUGUUUGUUCUUAAAGCAUAUAAUUUUGUUUUCAACAUACCUUCUUGAUAAACUUGUGGAACAUUUGCCAACACUGAACGCCGUUUCGCGAAGUGACCGUAUUGUGUAUGGCGAGGGCGCUUGAUGUAAAACGUGACAUCAGAGGGACGCCACAUAAAGAAGUAUUUUUACAACCCAUAUUUUGACUCCUGCCCUUAUGUUACCUCCUUAAUUCAUAAAUCGCCAAAAACUUGUUUUUAAAUGACAUUAAAAUCGUGUGAAAAAGUGGCCGA
Messenger RNA from Lethenteron reissneri (Far Eastern brook lamprey), 1314 nucleotides. RefSeq names its product protein MAL2-like. Gene Ontology annotation, biological process: myelination. Gene Ontology annotation, molecular function: structural constituent of myelin sheath. Lineage: Eukaryota; Metazoa; Chordata; Hyperoartia; Petromyzontiformes; Petromyzontidae. Gene Ontology annotation, cellular component: membrane. The record is from RefSeq and is a predicted model, not a curated record.